UCCCCGCUGCUUUGUUCCUUCUACUUCUUUUUCAGCACAACAUGCAAAGCCCAACUAUCCUCUUCCUUCUAUGAAUCUACAUGUCCAAAUGCCCUCGCUACCAUCCGAAAUUCCAUUAGAGCUGCAAUUUCCCGAGAACGUCGAAUGGUAGCUUCUCUCAUCCGCCUUCAUUUUCAUGACUGCUUCGUUCAGGGUUGUGAUGCAUCAAUUUUGCUUAAUGGAACUUCUACUAUUAUAAGUGAAAUGGAAGCAGGACCCAAUAGGAAUUCAGCAAGAGGCCACCAAGUGAUUGAUGCUGCAAAAUUGGAGGUCGAGAAAAUAUGCCCUGGUGUUAUAUCUUGUGCUGAUAUCCUUUCAGUCGCCGCAAGAGAUGCAUCUGUUGCUGUGGGAGGUCCAUCAUGGACAGUGAAGCUUGGAAGAAGAGAUUCAACUACAGCAAAUCCAGACAAGGCUAACAGUGAUCUUCCUAGCUUCAGAGAUGGUGUUAAUAGACUUAUAUCUAGAUUUGCUGACAAAGGCCUCAGUGCAAGAGACAUGGUUGCCUUGUCAGGAUCACAUACAAUUGGACAAGCUCAAUGUGUCACAUUCCGUGACAGAAUUUACAACAAUGCCAGCAACAUUGAUGCUGGUUUUGCCAGCACGCGAAGACGCGGUUGCCCUGCUAACCAAGGCGAUGGUAAUUCCAAUUUGGCUCUGCUUGAUUUGGUGACACCGAAUCAAUUGGACAAUAAUUACUUCAAGAACUUGAUUCAGAAGAAGGGUCUUCUUGAAUCUGAUCAAGUUCUCUUCAGCGGAGGAUCAACGGAUAGCAUUGUUUCAGAGUACAGUAGCAACCCUUCAAAAUUUCUGUUUGACUUUGCAUCUGCCAUGGUUAAAAUGGGAGAUAUUGAGCCUCUCACUGGUUCUGCUGGACAGAUAAGAAGGAUUUACAGCGCUGUUAACUAA
This is a messenger RNA of Ziziphus jujuba (common jujube), 945 nucleotides long. Its product is annotated as lignin-forming anionic peroxidase-like. Gene Ontology annotation, biological process: hydrogen peroxide catabolic process; response to oxidative stress. Gene Ontology annotation, molecular function: heme binding; peroxidase activity. The annotation marks the transcript as partial. The record is from RefSeq and is a predicted model, not a curated record. The transcript is spliced from 3 exons. NCBI's taxonomy places the organism in Eukaryota, Viridiplantae, Streptophyta, Magnoliopsida, Rosales, Rhamnaceae.